This is a messenger RNA of Bursaphelenchus xylophilus (pine wood nematode), 2644 nucleotides long. NCBI's taxonomy places the organism in Eukaryota, Metazoa, Nematoda, Chromadorea, Rhabditida, Aphelenchoididae. The record is from the annotation of a GenBank genome assembly.
AUGGCUGGAACAGAACGGAUAUUGGUCCUGACGUUCAUUCUCGGAGUUGCGUAUUGUGUAAGUUCAUUUUUUUUUUUUGACUUUACGAUGUUGCACUUGACCUUUGGUUGACCUUGACCGGAAAUGCGAGGAAAACAUGAGUUUUUGGAGUUCGAGAGCUCUGAAAUUGGAGGUGAAGUUUGUUGUUGAGUUGAUGCAACUUUCUAGACCACUUCGAGAGAGAUAUUCUUCAAAAUUUUUGUUGAUUUUGCCUCUCAGGAAUUUCACUUGAUGUCUUAGAGAAAUUUGAUAUUUUUACAGGUGAAUGGUUUGUUUUGCAGGUAUUUUUUUUGUUUUGUGGCAAGAUUAUGGCUUUGUGCAGGUUCCAAGAGAACUUUCUGCCCAGCUAAUCAUUUUAUUUUUGAAAUUUCAGCAAAAUUAUAUUGCACUUGACCUCUAAACUCCAAAUUGUUACGUUUUUCUGGUUUUCCCCUUUUCCUUUAACUUUUUUUUUGUUUCAGGAGAUCAACAAGACAGCAUGCGGUGUUUCGGUGCAUUGUGACAGCUCCGACGGCUUCGAUGUUGCAUACAGAGUGGAUCCGGAGAAGAAGAAUGUCUUGUUCGAAGUGUCCGCAAAGAAGACAAAGCCCGAAGAUAACUAUGUUGCAAUUGGAUUUUCAGAUGAUGAUUCUAUGGUACGUUAUCAGAAACUUCUAUUCCACCAAUUUUUUUAUACAUAAUCAUCAUGAGUAAUAUAAUUGAUGUCUAGUAUAACAUUCUUCUUCCUUUAGGGAAACGAAAAGGUUAUUUCAUGCUAUAAAUUGUUUGGCGAGGCGGUUGCUCGGAACAGUUUCAACAAUGGCCGACAACAUACGAUGGCUCCCAAUGAGUAUGUCCAUUCGGUCGCCUUGAUCCAGUUCACCGAAGAUGAUGAUCACCUCUACUGCUCAUUCGAGCAACCAAUUACCAGCCUAAGAGAGGAUGAGUACACUCCGAAAUUGAAUGGCACAUACAACUUGCUCAUGGCCACUGGGCCAGUGAAUAGUGAAGGUACCAUUUUUGAGAUUUUUUUUUGUUUUUAGAAUUGUUGUUAGUUUGAAGAAUAAUUUGUCGAUAUUCAGUCAAGAACGACGUCCAUUUGAUCUUCCAUAGCAAUAGAGCGGUUAUGCCGAAGGCUCAUAUCUUGACGAAGAGAACCCCGGACAUGCCUGAGGAAACUGCCAAAGUUGAAGCUGACGCCGUCGAGCCUGAGGGCAAAUUUGAAGAACCUACGAAGCCGCAGGAAUCCCAGCCCGGAUCAGGCCCAUUCAGUUUGUCCAAGUCGGCCAAAUUGUUGCUCUUGAGAUACCAUGGUAAGAAGGAGAUAUUUUUGCUUUUUGAAUUGUAUUUUAGGUGAAAUUGAGUGGUCUAUCGAAUAUUUGAGUUAUUAUGGAUCUUUGUAAGGCCGUAGGGAGGAUGUUUUUGGCGAUUUUUGAUGAUUUUUGGACUUGAAACAGAAUGCCAAGAUUUUGCGGAAUUUUUAAAUUUGAAUUUUGACCUAUAAAAUUUAUGGCUAUGGAAGUAAUAAGAGCUGAAAAUGAAUUAUAAAGUAAAAUCAGAUACAAUUUCGAUCUUUUUCAGGUGUUCUCAUGCUUUUUGGCUGGUUCGGAUUCCUGUAUUCCGGAAUCUUCGCAGCUCGUUAUAUGAGAUCCCUGUGGCCGAAAACCACCGUCGGAGGCAUCCGAAUUUGGUUCCAUGUGAGUUUACAACCCUUUUGAUUGGUGAUUUUUGACAUUUAGAUCCAUCGCCUUAUGAAUUCGAUUGGAAUUGUGCUGAUUGCGAGCAGCAUUGUUUUGGUCUAUAUUUCCCAGGACUUGAGGUGGACUGGUCCGGCGAUUUCAAACCCAAGUGAAGUCAACACGGCGCCUGGAGCAAUUCACAGUCUUGUGAGUAAUUUUGAACGUAUUUUAGGACAUUUUGAAGACAUUUUUGAAAAAAUUUUUGAUCUAGUUUUUUUAUCUAACGUUUUUUUUUAUCUAAAAUAAUGUUUUGUACCAUUUUAUGCGAUUAUUUUUAGAUUGGAGCCAUCUCUGUACUCCUGGCCUUCUCUCAGCCUCUCGGUGCCCUCACCAGAUGCCGUGUCGAUCAUCCACGUCGCAGAAUUUUCAACUUUUUCCAUCGAGGAAUCGGAUUCUUGGCCGCACUUUUGGCCCUGUCCGCCGCGAUUAUUGCCGUCUUCUAUUUCAAGGGACUAUGGCAGGAUCAAACGAUCACUAUCUGGGUAUUAUUGGCCUUCAUUUUCCUGGCUGUGAUUGUCGCUGUCAUCCAGGAAGUGGUCAAAUACCGAGAUGAGAAUGAACAGCAACGAAUUGUGGCCAUCGAAAUGAGAAAUCGAAGCAAAAGCGCUGUCCCUUCGGAUGUUUACUACUUCCGGUAGGUAUUUUAAGGAUUGUAGAGAAAUUUUGGAUAUCAAAAAAAUGAUCGAUGUUGUUUUAGACAUCAAAAUUUUGGGUUGGAAGUAAUUUUUUUUUGAAAUUUUUUUGAUUUUUUAAAUUUUUCCAAUUUCAGCGAACGCCAAGCCCACUCAGACCGCCACCGAAGAGCCACCGUCGCCCUGUUCCUGGCCUACGCCCUAGCCGGCUUCGUUGCCGCCACUGUCCUCACAUACUUCAUCCUAAGCGCCUAA